AUGUCCCAACCAGCAGAUCGCCAGGUUCGAUUCGAUCUUCCAAUGGACACCGACGAUGAGUCUAGCUAUGCUGGCAUAUCUCAGUCGCCGACAUCCAAUGCUGAUGUGACCCCAAAGGCAUUCUAUUUUGGCAUUGGUCUUCCACCGGGGCCCCAAACAAAGUUCAACUUUGGCAUGGACAUCCAAGGUCCUUCGGCGCCGUCGCCAUUGCCGCGACCAACACCACCAAAGUUCAACUUUGGAAUGGACAUAGACUGUCCAGCAGGGCCACUGCCUACUGCAUCUGCGCCGCUGUGCCUCGCAGAACCCCAUUUCGCUAUAGGAGUCAAGCAGCCUAGACAUCCCCAUCGAACCCAUACACCACUUCCUUGCAAAGUCUCGACUCACUCGACUCACCUGUGUUGCACCGGUCUAUGUCCGACUCGGCCGAUAUGGAUCCGUGGCCUCGGUCUCUUGCAGAAGAGCCAGGGUUGUCUUAACCGUCCCUUGCUCACCGGAUCGGCCAUCGCGCACCUCGGCCAACCGUUCUGUCCCAUUGGUACCAAAUCCUCCCAUGUCCUACCCAUGUCCGCCUAUCUCCAUUGCCUAGACUUACGUGCCGCUCAUCGGCAUCAGACUCCCCACCUCGCCUUGGUAUCUUGCAUCGGUAUCUCGCGCCAGGUGUACCAUUGGUAUCCCAUAUCGCGUCGGACAAUUUCGGACUCGGACCUUCGCACUAUUCGAAGGAAGUGCUUCAAUAGCAGUCCCCUUGGGUCGAAGUACUGCACUCGCACCCAUUUGGAUUUACCAUUUAACUUUGUGUUUGAUCUACACAUCCCAGCUGCCCAACCGGCCACUCCUCCUGCUCUCAUCCAGGAGCCAUUCAACUUCAGCCACAAUCUCGCGAUCACCAUCCCUGCUGCCCAGCCGGCCACACCUACUCCAAUCCAGGAGCCGUUCAACUUCGGCCUUAAUCUUGCCAUCCCAACUCAGCCACAACCAGCAAUUCCCAGCACCACUCCACAGCCCUUCAACUUAGGAUUCAAUAUUCCCAUCAAGCCCAAACCCACUGCUGGUACCCUACCGGUGAAGGCACCACCCGCAACAGUGUCUACAUCCCAGCAUGUAGGAUAUAAUAUCAACAAUGAACCAUUUCAAUUUGGCUGUGAAGCUCUCUCGCCGAUUGGACAAUGGACACCGGUGCCAAUUCCAGCGCCAGCACUCAUUUCUGUUCCUGCGGCACCGCCAGCAGUGCCAAUCGCCAACCUUGCUCCUUACAAAGCAAUGUCACUCCUCAAUGCCGAAAGGAGUCUGCAAUCGCAAACUAGAGCAACCUUAAUCGACAAUGCCAAACAAGCGGCGAUAAAGAUUGUUGAACGCUUGAACGGAGACAAAUUUGACAAAUUGGCACAACUGAUGGCCAGCAGCAUGAUUCAGGAUGCCAACGAGCUCCGGGAUCCCACACCCGACGAAAUGCUGGGCAUCAACCGGGUUAUGCUAUCGGCAUUCUGUGAAUCCCAAGACAGGCUGGCUAGCAUCUUUAAGGACCUCAUCAGCCUGCAUCACAUUGCACAGGUCCAUGACCGGGUUGCACCUGCAGUUGCAGCAUUGAUGAAAGAGGUGGAGAGAGCAGAGGCAAAUGCUGCCAAGCAGUAG
This is a messenger RNA of Suillus subalutaceus, 1635 nucleotides long. RefSeq lists its product as uncharacterized. The transcript has 8 exons. The record is from RefSeq and is a predicted model, not a curated record. NCBI's taxonomy places the organism in Eukaryota, Fungi, Basidiomycota, Agaricomycetes, Boletales, Suillaceae. The coding region runs from base 1 to 1635 and encodes 544 amino acids.